Messenger RNA from Pieris napi, 4990 nucleotides. RefSeq names its product transcription factor EB (gene Mitf). Gene Ontology annotation, molecular function: DNA-binding transcription factor activity, RNA polymerase II-specific; protein dimerization activity; RNA polymerase II cis-regulatory region sequence-specific DNA binding. Gene Ontology annotation, biological process: regulation of transcription by RNA polymerase II. Gene Ontology annotation, cellular component: nucleus. The record is from RefSeq and is a predicted model, not a curated record. Lineage: Eukaryota; Metazoa; Arthropoda; Insecta; Lepidoptera; Pieridae. The coding region runs from base 359 to 2128 and encodes 589 amino acids. The transcript is spliced from 15 exons.
CAUUCGUAACGUCAGCGCGAGUGGUCGUCGCGGCCACGCGCCCAUUUAAACGCGUUGUUAGUAAACUGUUGACAAUUUUAAUAUCAAUUGUGUGUGCUAGUUUGUGUUUCGUUGGAUUGCUCAACGUUCUAUAUGCAGCGAUGAAACCAAAGCAUUGAACAGUAUUACAGUGAUUUGAACAAGUGACCUGUGAUCUAAGUGAAAUGUGUCGGAACAGCAGUGGACUGAGAUAGUGAAGAUGUCAGUGAGGUGACUAUAGACAAUAGCCAUUCGGCUUUAGUGUUAGUUUAACGAAAACAUUCCACUGUUAAAAAUUUUAAACCAGGGCCCGGUGGACAAAAGCAAGGAUAACUGCAAAAUGACCAAGGGCCCUCGGAAAGUGAAACUAGUCAUUGUAGUCAACAAUAAGAAAGACCCGCCUACAUUCAAAACAUUAACGCCGACAUCGCGCACGCAGCUCAAGCAACAGUUGAUGCGAGAGCAUGCGCAGGAGCAACUACGCAGAGAAUCAUUACAGGCGCAGCAAGCAGGUCAAUCAAAGGAUGAUGGAGAGGAGAAGAAGAAGUCAAGCCCAACGGAGGUGCCGAGGAUCACGCCACACGUGGAAUUGCCGCCACAGGUGUUGCAGGUGCGGACAGUUCUGGAGAACCCCACCAGGUAUCACGUGAUCCAGAAACAGAAAAGUCAGGUGCGACAAUAUCUCAGUGAAUCGUUCACACCACAAGGACAGGUAUCUUCAAUUGGUCGAAGUGCCCCCGUCCAGUCCGCCCCAGAAAUGGGCAGACGAGCAAACUCUCCAGACAGAGCCUCAUCCAGUGGACUCAUGAGUCCAGGGAUGUGCUCUGGGGGUGGUAACUCUGAGGCAGACGAAUUCCUAGAAGACAUCUUAUCUUUAGAUGGUGGAGGUGGACCCCUCUCAUCAUCAGAGCCAGCCUCCACAGCCAGCUCUGUGGCCGGUGAUUGUGGCUUACUUUCUGAUGCAGACAUGCACGCCUUGGCCAAGGACAGACAGAAGAAGGAUAAUCAUAAUAUGAUCGAACGCCGCCGUCGAUUCAACAUCAAUGACCGUAUCAAAGAGUUAGGGACACUUCUACCCAAAAAUAAUGACCCAUUCUACGACGUGAUCAGGGACGUGAGACCGAAUAAGGGCACGAUACUAAAGAGCAGUGUGGACUACAUUAAAUGCCUGCGGGAUGAAGUGAAUCGAUUGAAACAGAGCGAGCAAAGGCGGAAACAAAUUGAACUGCACAACCGGAAGUUAAUGUUGAGAAUACAGGAAUUAGAGAGAUUAGCAAAAAUGCACGGUCUGCCCAUCUCCAGCGAUGGCUGGUCGUCACCUCAUGCUGAAGAUUCUGGAGUUGAUACAGCGCAUUCGGAACCAUUCGCAUCACCUGCUAGAACACCCCUUCACAACAUAUCACAACAGAGCCUGAUAAGCCAGGGCUGGUCGUCACCCCACUCCACUGACUCCGGGGUCAAAUCGACCCCCGAACCUUAUGCCUCCCCACAAAGAGUUCAAGCGGAUAUAAUGGUCCCUAAAACGGAGCCAGCACCCCUCAUGGAGCUAAGCGAACCCCCUCCGGACCUUUUAAGGGAUACGCCCGCCGAACCACUUUCCGCGCUCGAUGCUUUAGAUGGUCUAAAACUGGGUUCGUGCUCUCCACUAAGUCGAUCUGAUGGUCUGUCUUUAGACUGUCUGGAACCUGAUUUAUGCCUUGAACCCGUGACGGACCAUCUCUUCAACCACAAGGAUAUUAAGAUGCGUCUAUCACCACCACCGAGUUUGUUAAGCGGCGAAGAAAGCGAAGCGGUGUUGAAUCUUGCGCAGAUCGAAGAUCUUAUGGAUGAUGACUCACACAAUCCAGUCACCACGGGCGAUCCCAUGCUCUGCUCGUCUCCGACGUCUCAACUUGGAUUAAGUGCAGCCGUAGCUGAUGCAGCUGACCGAGCCAUGUUGCACAUAGACCUCUCGCACCAUCACAGUGAUUCUUCCCUACUCGGCGAGUCCUCCCUGGGUGGCGUGGGAUUAGGAGAUAGCUCUCUCCCACUCCUUUUGGGACAUCACCACGCGCCACACCAUUCCAACUCCCACGCCCAUCACUGCUUUGACAUGGAUCUAAGUGCGUAAACUAUAAGCGUGCCUUAAUUGCCUUUUGGGAGGAAUGGCCUUUACUAGACAGAUAACGGCCUUUUAGAGGCGAAGAAUGGCCUUUAUUAAAACUUUAAUGACUGUGCAACGGCCUUUUAAAUUUUAAAAGUGUGUUUUAUAGAAAUCUAUUAUAUUUACGCUCAUUGUGAUUUUUGUGCCUUCAUACGAAAAAUUUAAGUAUUUUCAACAUUCACAAAUGUAAUUUAAGACAAUAAAGAUUUAUCUUACUUAUAAAAACAUUUAAACAUAGCUUAUAAAGCUCAUUUAGUGAAUUCGAUACAACAUAUAUGAUUAUAUGUACAACAUAUCCUUAUUAAAAAAUACUAAAUCAGUUUCAACGGUAGUCUAUAAUAAUUUUAAUUUUAUUUAUUAUAGACCUCUCUUUUAACACCGUACAAAUACAAUGUGAAAGAAAGAUAUGAAUAUGUGUUGAACUGAUUUAGGUUUCAUAAGGGAGUUUAAGUAUUUUUAUAAGAGAGAUUUUAGAAUUUUGAAAUUUUAUCUCAAAUUUGUUAUUUUUGACAAUUUACAUAUUAAACAAAAUGUUGGGAUCAAAUCCCUAAUAAAAGCUAUUGGGAUAAAAUUCCAUUUAUUGAUACCAGGUGCAAUAUUGAACUUUAUUUGGUCGUUUUAAAUAAUCCGAAUAUUAUUUUUGUAUGGAUAUUAUAUAUGUAUAUUUUUCUAUACUUUAUACAAUUUGUACAUAGUUUAAUGUGCUCAACGUAAAGAUGCCUUGAUCGAGGUGAUGAACAAGCUCUGAAGUUAUCACAAAGACGUUAUCUAUCGUGUUUGCCAUUGAAGAGUUACCAGCGUUAUUAUAGUUAAUUUUUAACUUGUUUGUACGGAAAAAUAUUUACGAGGGUAGAUGUUUUUAUCAAAAUAAUUUUUGUCUACCCACACUACUAAUUCACUUUGAUGAACUGAAUACGUAAAAUAAUGUCUCAAGUCGCAAUCUAGUCUUGAGCACUGUCUAAACUGGUAUUCUAUAAGAUUUGAUCCAAGUUUUAGAAUACCGAAAGAUAAUUCAAGGGUCUAUUUAAAUACUCUUCCAGCUGUAAAUCCACUAGAUUUUGACAGGACUACCAUCCGUGAAAUUGUUAUGACGUUUGACAGAUACAAGUGCUACUACGUUCGCAGUUAAACUUGUCUGUGCGUAGAAUAUAUUCAGAUAGUCGAUAUAAAAAUUAAGAAAAAUCAUUUAUCAUAUGAAAUGAUUUUCAGACGGAAAAUAAUAAUUGAAAAUGAGAAUGAUUUCCAAUAAACUUGUUUGAAUACAUUCUGUGCUUCGAUAACUUUUAUUGUAUAUAAAAAAAAAAUCAUAGUCUUUCGGCAUUAUUAGCAAAACUUACUAAUUUGACAGGAAGAGUCCAACAAGUACAAAAUAAUGUGGAUUUUGGGUUGUACUCAAAUCAAAAAUUUGAGUACAGAAUUUAAAUAUUGAUUAAAAUAAUAUUUCAAUGAUAAAGGUGUUUUAACGUGUUUGAUAUUGGUUAAGACUUAUUCUAACAGUUUCUACAACACCUUUAAAUAAUUCUAUAUUGUCUUCGCUAUCACUAAUCCCUUUACAAAAACUUAACCAGUCCUAUUACACGUUUUUAAGUACAUAUUCCUCCCUUUCAAUUCGGUUUACGCUUGGAAGGAUAUCAUGACUAUAGUUAGAACGGUAAUUAUGAUUGCUCAUACAACAUCAGUCCACACCUAUCUAAAGUAAUAAUCUGUCUCUUUCCAUCGCAGGUUAAACACAAUUUGACAGAAAGAGACAGAGUACUUUAGAGUGCAAUUUGACUGAUUAGGAUUUAUGAAUAAGGGGUUAAUGUGAAACGUCGCGAAGUAGCUUCUAUUCCAAGUGACCAAAAGACCUUUGCGAGAAAUCAUUUGUACAGUACUUCGGAUAUUUUGAGUCCUUAGCCUCAGGCUAAAAUCGGCAAUCCCAGAAGUGUCACACUGUCGUAUUUCGUUAGCUUCGCAAAGCCAGAAAUACUUUACGACAGUCGUACUAACGCUGUUAUAACUCGUCACGUGACCUCGUACAAUUUUAUUUCACGUCACGCUUGACCAAAAGCAGUAAUGGCUAAAAGAAAAUAUGGUGCUCUGUUGACGCAUUUGUCUUAUAAAAAUAUUGUUAGUAAAUUGUGAUACAUAUAUUUCUAGAUAAAUAUUUAUCGUCGAUCUUUUAGUUGAUAGCACUGCUACGUUGUUUUUAAGUAUUAAUUUAUUGUUGAAACACUAGUUAAGACCUACACGUUUGUUAAGUUUCUACGUUUUCGAAAAAUUUAUUAGUCAAGACGUCAUACCACCGGACUGUCAACUUCACUGUCACGUUUCAAAGUUUGACAUUGACAGGUCUUGAUAUGAUUAAAUGUAUGAAUUAUGUGUCGCGUUUCACAGCUAGAUAAUGUAAAUAGUAUUAUCGAACAAAAUAUAAAUUGUAUUAAUUAGUUGUUGCAAUAAUUUAAUAGGAAAUUGUUUAUUGUUAUGUCAAAGUGGAAAGAGUAUGUCAGCCUGUAUUCUAUUUAAUUGAGUCGUCAUUAAAUGUCAUGAUUAAGAAAGCAAAAGCGCUUUUCUUUGUAUAAUUACAUUUACUAUAUCUUUCCUAAUACUUAGCAAAAGUAUGUGAAAUAAUUGAUUUUAUAUUUUCUGUACCAGAACUCUUUCCAUUUGUAGUUAUUUUAUAUGCCUUUAUAGUAUUAUAUAGUCUUCCACUGAAGUUUCGUAAUUUUAUAGAUAAGUUGUUUAAAAGUUUUCUUUCGAUUCGAAACGCACAAACUCAAUGUAUGAAUGUAAUGUGAGAUUAUAAAAAAUGUUGAAGUACAAAAAAUAAAUCAGGAUUUACCAAUAUAA